AAAAGAAUAAGAAAGUCCAACACCCACCUUCCCCACAAAGCAAACCCCGCUACCCCUAGUCGUCUUCCGCCACGGUCACUGGCUCCCGCGCACCCUUGACUCACUGGCGACGGUGCCCAACUGCCUCAUCGCCAAACCUUCCACCAAAGACGGAGCCAAACCAACAUCGUCACCUCCACCUUCCGCAGGACAUGGCGCCCUAAACGACCAGCCGCCCCACCGUUCGCCGGAUAAGGCAGCCUAAUCUACUUGCCGUCCCACCGCCAUGUCGCACGAUGCCUCGAUCCAGGCCGCAAAUGAAACCCACUACGUCCCCACGCUGCCCUGGUUUCCCCGACCUUCACCAGUAGAUAGCUACAACGCAUUCCAUAUCCCACCGUGGAUCCGGUCGCCGACCACCGCCACCCACCGCCCGAUGCAUCACCGCCUUGGUGGAUUCAUUCCGCUCCUCCGUCUCCUGGCUGAUGCCCCUGGCUCAUCUUGCACCUCAUCUCCUCCCUCACGUUGGCAUCAACAAAGACAUGUGGGUUGCUGCAGUCCACUUAGUGCCACACCAGCCAGUAAACUCUUCCAAAACGCAUCUCCAAUCGGCCCCAAUUUCACGUGCAUGGAGGUGGUGCUGCUCCAACGAGCUCUUUCGUCCCCAAACCGUCCACCGAUUGCGGCUGCUGCACCACACAAGUUCCUACCCAUCCUUCUGCGUGCUGCCCCAGCUACCGGUUCGACCUCUGCACUGGAGUAUGCACAUUGCGCGUUUCCCCAGUAUCAUGUCGUCUGCUGCUACAUGCCGCUGCUGGUCUUCAUGAUGCGUCCCUGAACCUGGUCCGGCUUGAAGACCUGUGCAGCGUUGCACGUAUCCUACUCAGUGGUAAGUGUUCUAUCUCUCUCUCUCUCUCUCUCUCUCUCUCUUAACAUCAGAAGUUCAUGUAAAUCGGUUGCAGAGGUUCAGGUAUAUCAAAAAUAAUAACUAUACAAAAACGUUUCACCGUAUAGGGGAGUUGAUGCUCUUCCCGUGUGUGCAUAUAAAGUCCUCACCUACCCAUUUUGCUCUCGAUGGAGGUGAUGUAUUCUUUUCUAUUCACAUGAUGUGCAGGUUCAAGUUUUGUGAGAUUUUGAGCUUCCCUCUCCAUCUACUAGUAGUGCCCACAACUUGUUUCUGUAUAUGCCUUAAACAAAAAAGUGUGUUUUCCUCCAUUGUUUGAUCUUCUGAUUGGUAUUGGGGUGACAUGGUUGUAAAUCAGUCCUCAAUGUUACCAUGUAUAGAUACUGACUUGGUAGAAGUUAGUGCAACAUAUUGUGUAAAGAAUUCUUUGUUCUGUACGAAUCAAGAAAAUGUAAUUGAGA
This is a messenger RNA of Hordeum vulgare subsp. vulgare (domesticated barley), 1344 nucleotides long. RefSeq lists its product as uncharacterized. Bases 266 to 817 code for a protein of 183 amino acids. Lineage: Eukaryota; Viridiplantae; Streptophyta; Magnoliopsida; Poales; Poaceae. The transcript has 2 exons. The record is from RefSeq and is a predicted model, not a curated record.